AUGUCCCGGGCAUCGCAAAUCACAUUGGCGACCACAUGCGUUACUGCAGUCGGUAUCGUCGCAUUCGUGCACUGGUCGCAAAAGGCCGACAAAGCAGCCAUGCACAUGGGAGUUGUGCGAGACUUUGAGCAACAAAGAAUCAAGCGCGAACGUCAAGCCGAUUUUGAGAUGCAGCGAGAACUAGAACAAGAAUACAGAAAAUACCAGACGGUAUCAGAUGGCGGAGGACCCGAACCACGGCCAGACCAAGGACCCGGGCGAUGA
Bipolaris zeicola 26-R-13 is the source of this 264-nucleotide messenger RNA. RefSeq lists its product as uncharacterized. Lineage: Eukaryota; Fungi; Ascomycota; Dothideomycetes; Pleosporales; Pleosporaceae. The coding region runs from base 1 to 264 and encodes 87 amino acids. The record is from RefSeq and is a predicted model, not a curated record. The transcript is spliced from 2 exons. Gene Ontology annotation, cellular component: mitochondrion. Gene Ontology annotation, biological process: mitochondrial respiratory chain complex IV assembly.